Molecule: messenger RNA, 4068 nt
Organism: Cydia splendana
Lineage: Eukaryota; Metazoa; Arthropoda; Insecta; Lepidoptera; Tortricidae
Product: ankyrin repeat domain-containing protein 12-like
Exons: 16
Coding region: 201-2714 (837 amino acids)
Cellular component (GO): nucleoplasm
Molecular function (GO): protein binding
Source: RefSeq, a predicted model, not a curated record
CUUUUUCUUGCUUUGAUUGUUCGACGUUCAUGGUAAAAUUGUUGAAGUUAACCGAGUCAGUUAUAUUUUUGUGUUGUUGAAAUGUACGAUUGAACACUUGUUGUGUUCCUAUCAUUAUCUAUACCUUUUAAAGAACUUGAAUUAUUUCUAUUGACGGCGUUUCCUUUGGCACUCGUAAGGAGAGUGGUUAUGCUGGAAGUAUGCCGUCGUCGUCGCGGACGCGGGGCUCCGGUCGCGGCCCCGAUGGGGCGCUCAGGCCUCCGGUCAUAGCUCCCAUGUCAGAACGACAGCAGCUGGCCUUGGUGAUGCAGAUAUCGUCACAGGAUGCUCCACCAGCUGCUCCAUCCACUGCUGAAGAAAGGAAACGUACCAGGCAGCAGCGCAACGAGCGCGGUGAGACGCCUCUACACGUAGCCGCCAUCAGAGGGGACCAUGAUCAAGUGAAAAAGCUCCUCGACCAAGGACAAGAUCCAGAUGUCCCAGAUUUUGCCGGUUGGACACCCCUGCACGAGGCGUGUAUAUAUGGCUGGUACCAGGUGGUCAUAGUCCUUGUCAAGGGUGGGGCCAACGUGAACGCGAAGGGUCUUGACGACGACACUCCCCUGCAUGACGCCACCACCUCGGGGAACUUGAAGAUGGUUAAAUUUCUCGUUGAGCAUGGUGCUGAUCCAUUUGUUAAAAAUGCAAAGGCUAAAAUGCCCAUCGAUUAUGCAGCUCCUCAUAUUUACGAAUAUCUGGAAUCAUUGAAGGAUAAUAACGUGAGAGCCUCACACACGGGUCGGGCAAGGGAUGACAGCAGCAAGAAAGUUGGCAAUGCAAGUACUUCUAGUGACAGCAGCAAGCGCAACAUGGACUGCCUAGCACAGGAACACUUUGACAACAAGGACUCGGCAGCACAAGACAAAGGCAGUGGAGAUAAUAAAGAUGAAGGCAAUCAACUUAGUAGUGGAGUUGUGUCUUCAUCUCAGGAUGAAGUAGCCGCAGGCCCAAAACGUCCAUUCACAGAUGAAGGUCAUGAGGCAGAGUCUGUAGAAGAUGACAUUUCCAAACGCAAGAAGAGAAAGGAGAAUGAAGAGAAGGAGCCCAUGGCUAAACCAGCUCCAGUCGCACGUAGUGGCCCCGGACGCAUUCUUACAGGCACAAAGCCUCCAGGGCCAGCUAGUAAGACUGGUGCCACUCCACUAGGAAAAGGUGCUAAUGUGCAGGGUGGAGGAAAAGGCGGCACAGCAGGUUCCUCUACAGGGAAAGGCGGCCAGCAAGCUCAGGGCAAGGGUGGUAGUGUAGCGGGCAAACUGGGUACUCAAAACCAGGGCAAGACAUCUGGGAGUGCAAAAGGUACAACUAGUAUGGUUCCAAGUAAACAAGAGCGAAAAAGCCCAGUAGCCAGCCCCAAACCAAACCAAGCCAAGGAUGCUGAUGGUGACUCUGAAGAUCAGAAAAACCAAGAAUCUACAGCACCCAAGGUGCCGCCAUUAAAGAUAGUCAUACCAGGCGGCGCAGGGGGCUCUGCCAACAGAAACGAGCAAGAAGGUGAAGGUGGGACCGGACAACGCGGCAGCGGGAAGGGACGCGGCAGUGUGGCGACGCUGCCGUACGUGCUGCCGUGCACCAGCGCCGCCGACGCCGGCCAGACCUCCGACAGCUCCGACGGCAACUCCGAUGACAAGCGCCCGGGAGAAGGGGGCAAGGCUGGGCAAAGAGUCCUCCGUUCGCACAGGACGAACGAUGGAGAGAGAGAGAAGGACAAGGAGAGGACUUCCCCUCAGACAGGGAGCGAGAGUCGCUCCGGGACGGGUUCCACUCAAUCGACAUUGAGUUCCAACAAGAGCCCCCCGCCCUCGGGCUCUGGGCAGGAUAGCGAGCAUGCUCCGUCUACAUCGUCUGGCGGGGUCAGUGGCCGCUCCGAGACAGUGAACAAUCCUGGGCCCUCAGUGGAGCUGCACCCUCGGAAACGCAAGAUUAAGGCUUCUAAGGAUAGCCACUCGCGAGAGCCCGUCAAGACCGAGCCCACGCCAGACAGCACUGUGUCUCACAAUGUCACACAUUCCAACCCCUAUCAAAUGUACAUUCAUAUUCGUAAACAGAUUGAAAAUCGUCAGAAGAGCCUGUUUCCUGUCAAGCCUAAACCGCCCAAAGACUUUAACAAGUACCUGAUGAACCGCUGCACUUACACUCUGCAGAGUAACGUGAACCCGGAGCCGCAGGUGGAGAUACCACACAACAUGCCACCACAAAUGGUCAGCGAAUUUACAGACCAGGAAAAAGAACGGACACGCAUGAGAAUCCAACACCUAGUCGAAAAAGAAAAACUGGUACUAGCUGUAGAACAAGAAAUUCUACGCGUGCACGGGCGCGCCGAACGCGCUGUGAUAAAUCAGUCUCUUCCUUAUUCGGUGUGCACAAUGUUGCGUGACAAAGAAGUUUACAAUGUGCUGGCUCCAGAGCAAGAGGAGAAACGGAACGCGCAGCGCUCGCGGUGCAACAGCCGACAGAUCAACUCUUGGCUGCAGGAAGUCGAUGAUAAAUGGGAGAAAAUUAAGGAGGGCAUGCUUCGGCGUCAGAACACGGAAGCUGAAACUUUACAUGCUGUUCAAAAAAUGGGAUGGGAGUGGAAACUGAAAGAACUCGGUAUUUGCGACUACAAGACCACCCCUAAAAUCGAUCCCACACACGUACCUCAAAUAUUUGUUUCUAAUUUCGACUUACGCGCUUAAAACCAAAUAUCAGCCUGGUAUCCAGACUGAUAUCCUUGUUUAAAUAUUAUUGCUGUAAUUAUUAUUAAUAAUAUUGACUAUAAUUAUGUUUUCUUAUCAUACUUGGACAUAUUCAAUUGGUGCUAAAAAUUUAAAUUUAAAUUAUAAGUUUACCUUGACAUCAGCGCAGUUUUUCGCGUUUCUGACGGCUUUUAGUGAAUUGGAUAGCAUUGUAAGAAGCAUGAUGCUGCGUGCAUUUACUCUCCUUGGGUUUGUUCCCUACGCCGGACGACCGAUCUCUGCAGUCGUGUACAUACAUUGUACAAUACGUGUCAUGAGUCAAUGUAUGCAACUAGCCGGGUGUUAACUGGUACAGUAGCACUCAAUACUGAAAAGCCACUGAUUUUAUAGUGAUUUACAAUGAGCGUAAAUAAAACUAAUUCGUCAAAUUUAUUCUCAUGGCAUUAGUAUUUGUUAUCAAUUAUCAUCCUCAUGUUUGUGAUUUAAUAUAAAUUAACCAGACAAUUAACAACGAAACGCGAAUUUUAUUUGCGUUCAUGAAAAGUUUGUCACAAGUGGCGAUGCCGAAUCCGCUCCCACUUGGGCACUUAAAUUGUAUUUUUUGUGAUUUAUUAUUUUUUUAAAUAAUAAUUUUGUUAUUUUUAAGAAUUUAUAAGUAAUGAUCUCAUUUAUAUGAUACUUGAUUAUUAUGAAUUAUGAUUAAUAAAUAAACGUAGAUUUUAAGGUAACUUCAUUCAUUGUUAACAUAAAAAUAAAGUAUACAAUUGAUGUAAGGGUUAGCUAGAACAUCAGACAUUGUAUUAUCUAGCAAGUCCGUUCUAUUCAUUUCUUGUGAACCCUUAAAUGUGUACACACAUUAAAAGCCCAAAGUGUUAUUAAGAUACGACAAUGUUAUCGAAAUCCGAAGUUUAGAAUAUUUAAACGCGUAUACGUUAUCACAUGCGGGUACUGCAAAAUACUUAAUAGGUUUACUUAUACUUACAAGGUGUUUCAUUAAAAAGUAAUUCUGAUAAAUGUUUCUAGAUGUUGUUAUCAAUACCUACAAUAUGUGUCUGUAAUCGAUCUUGUGUUUAAUAGUAAUCUAACUAAUUUACCUACGUGGCUACUAAAUUAAAUUACUGUGUUGUGUGAAUGUGCCGUAAGCAUGGUUCACCUGAAAAUGUUUGGAUUGUGUUUAAUAAUGACUGAGAAUUUGGAGAGCCCGCUUCUGCAUGUGUAUACUUUAUGAUCUUUGUUGAUAUCAAUGGAAUAGGUUAGGUUUCAUCUUGACUUCGGUACAUAACAGGACGUACCUUUUUGUAAUAUCUAGGACGAGAUGCUAAAUAAAGAAUCAAUGUGAUUAAUAAGAACAGAA